GAGAUACACCUCCUUAAUACACAAAACACAUCAUCUCAUACGCCUGGCAGCACACCACUCCCAUACCCCCACCCGACAAGCACACAACUCCUGAAGGCGACGCAGAAGAGGAUGCGGUACGACACUUUCUCCCUUGCACUGCUUGUUGCCAGACGUUGAAACACGAGAGGAGGGAGGGAGGGAGUCAGUGAGUCUGGCCGGUCAGUAAUGAUUAGGAUGGUAGUGCGCUAGGGUAUACACACCACGGCUCCUCUGCGCCGCCCCUUGGCCAUUGAAUGUCAAUACGUAACAUGCUACUGGAUAAAUUUACGGAAGCCAGUGCAGUAAGAGAGACAAUGGUGAACGUGUGGCGAACCGUGAGGGCGCUGCGGCUCCACUGGCUGGUGAUUCUCUCCGCGUCCGUGUUGUUACUCUUCAACAUGCUGCUGUCCAUACAGCGGCCCCAGUCACCACACCAGCAGCUCAUGCCUUCAGGUGAGAUCAGAGGCCCCUGGAGAACCUUCAAGGGUCAGCUGCCAGACGAGGCGCCUCUGGUGCAGAGCGAGUUAAGUUCCGGAGUGAGGGAGGAGGAGAACUCAGCCCGCGAGGUGCUGGACGUGGAGGGCGGCGAGGCGAGGCAGGGCCACAAUCCUGACGUGGACGCCGCUAACGAGGUCAACUCAGUGGAGCCAGAAACCAAUGUCGGUAGGGAGCUGCCCGCAGGAAACUGGAGGAAUCUAACGGCGGAGGAGAUCUCCCACAUGUCUGUGCUGGGGAGGCGAAUGUUCCUGGGGGAACAGGUGGGCACGGUGAGGAAGGACAAGACCUUCACCAUUCUCAUCUGGAAACACGGGCAGAGGCUGGAGAGGCGCUUCCUUAGGCAGUACGGCAAGGUCAUGAUGGAGCCCUUCAGAAACUGUUCAGCGCAAAACUGUCGCCUCACCUACGAGGACGCUGCGGUGGCGGACGCUGACGCCAUCUUCUUCCACUUGCACCUGACGAAGGGGCCGAAAAGCUUGCCGAAUCGGACGCGGCUGGACCAGCGGUGGAUCUGGCUGACGGACGAGAGUGCGCACAACACCUUUCUGGUGGCCAAGGAGAGGCGCCUCGAGGCCUACAACGCCUUCUUCAACUGGUCCAUGAGCUACAGGAUGGACAACGACGUGCCGGUCCCUUACGGCCGCACGCUACCCCUCACGCCGGACGAGGCGGCGGCCUACAAACCUGUCGACUACUUCACCCUCAAGCCCAAGCUGGUGGCCGUGAUGGGCUCCAACUGUGGCGGCAGAAACAAGCGAUGGGGCUACAUCAGGGAGCUGCAGAAGCACAUGGCGGUGGACACGUACGGGGGCUGCGGCACCCUCAAGUGUCCGGGUCACUUCACCAAGGACUGCCCCAUCCUCGGAGAGUACAAGUUCUACCUCGCAUUCGAGAACGCCAACUGUAAGGAGUACAUCACCGAGAAGGUGUGGUGGAACGCGCUGGAGAAGGGUGCUGUGCCUGUAGUGAUGGGAACCAAGGUGGAGGAUUACAAGAAAGUGCUUCCACCUCACUCCUUCCUGCACGUGGAUGAUUUCCCGACCCCGCAGAGCCUCGCCCAGCACCUCAUAUAUCUGGGAAGCAACAAGGCGGAGUACAGCAAGUUUCAAGCGUGGCGGACCAAAUUUAAAGUGGUGAACGAACACGGCUACUUCCAAACCCCGGUCUUUCACUACUGCCGCAUCUGCGAGGCUCUCAACUACAACAGUCAAGAGACCAAAAUGUACAACGACCUCGAGAGCUACUGGGGGAAAACUAAAUAUUGUUACCCGCAUGUAUGGGAGGAGAAGUUAAAAGCCUAUUCUUCCGCCACGUCGAAAUCUAAAACGUAAAACUAAGUCCUUCAUCCCUUCGUUGUUAUUGUUAUUCGUACGUACAUACAUAGUGGUGAUCGAGCUGCGCAUUCUGAGACAAUGUUCUCUCAUAAAUUGUUUUCAAAUGCCACGCAGAUUGGUCAGGUUCUUGUAGGUGUUUAUUUUAUUUUUAUUUAUUUAUUUAUUUUUUUCUAUUGAUGAUGUGGAAACCCUGUUAAACCAUCACGAGAGUUAUCGAAACACCAUUGAAAACUCAGCAUAACUUCAACUACAACCUCAGAGAGAGAGAGAGAGAGAGAGAGAGAGAGAGAGAGAGAGAGAGAGAGAGAGAGAGAGAGAGAGCAGUAACAAUGGCAGGAAAUGGAGCAGGUGGAGGGGUGAGAAAGAAAUGUGAAGUGAACGUCGAGAAAGGAAGGAAACAAUAAGAGGAAUUAGAUAAACAGAUACUGGAAGUGAAAGGUGGAACUCGGGAGCUUAGAAUAAACAGAAUGAACGGAGUGCAGUGCUGCCAUCUAAAAAAAAAAAACAGAGCUGUAAGAUUAAAAUGGUGUUCGUGGUGCAAAGUUCCACCCUGAAUUUUUUAUUUUUUUUCUUUACGUAAGUGGCUCACUGGCCAAGGGAAACAAAACCGGAAAAAAAAAAAAAAAAUAGGCGCUAGUCCAAAAAGAGACAUCAAGAGAAUCAUCGAAAAUUGAAGUAUAAGUGUCUUGAAACCUCCCGCUUGAAAGAGUUCAAGUCAUAGGAAGAAGAAAGUACAGAAGCAGGCAGGGAUUUCCAGAGUUUACAAGAGAAAGGAAUGAGUGAUUGAGAAUACUGGUUGACUCUUGCAUUAGAGAGGUGGACAGAAUAGGGAUGAAGGAAGGAAGAAAGUUUUGUGCAGUGAGGCUGCGGGAGGAGGGGAGGCAUGCAGUAUAGCAUGAUCAGAAGAGAAGCUGGCAUGGAAAUAGUGGUAGAAAAUAGCAAGAGAUGCAACAUUGCGGCGAUGAGAGAGAGGCUGAAGACAGUCAGUUAGAGGAGAGGAAUUGAUAAGACGUAAAGCUUUUGAUUCCACCCUGUCCAAAAAAGCGGUAUGAGUGGAAACCCCCCCAGACAUGUGAAGCAUACUCCAUACAUGUACAGAUAAAGCUCCUGUAAAGAGUUAGCAGCUGGGGGAGUGAGAAAAACUGGCGGAGACGACUCAGAACGCUUAACUUCAUUGAAGUUGUUUUAGCUAGAGAUGAGAUGUGAAAUUUCCAGUUUAGAUUAUAAGUAAAGGAAAGACCGAGGAUGUUCAGUGUAGAAGAGGGGGACAGUUGAGUGUCAUUGAAGAAGAGGGGGAUAGUUGUCAGGAGGGUUGUGUCGAGUUGAUAGAUGGAGGAAUUGAGUUUUUUGAGGCAUUGAACAAUACCAAGUUUGCUCUCCCCUAAUCAGAAAUUUUGGAGAGAUCAGAAGUCAGGCGUUCUGUGGCUUCCCUGCGUGAAUUGUUUACCUCCUGAAGGGUUGGACGUCUAUGAAAAGACGUGGAAAAGUGCAGGGUGGUAUCAUCAGCAUAGGAGUGGAUAGGACAAGAAGUUUGGUUUAGAAGAUCAUUGAUGAAUAAUAGGAAGAGAAUGGAUAACAGGACAGAACCCUGAGGAACACCACUGUUAAUAGAUUUAGGAGAAGAACAGUGACCGUCUACCACAGCAGCAAUAGAACGGUCAGAAAGAAAACUUGAGAUGGAAUUACAGAGAGAAGGAUAGAAGCCGUAGGAGGGUAGUUUGGAAAUCAAAGCUUUGUGCCAGACUCUAUCAAAAGCUUUUGACAUGUCCAAAGCAAUCCAGAAGAUCACUAGUAGAGCGGCCUUGACGGAGGAGGAGGGUGGAGGAGAGGGAGGAACAGGCCAUGAAUCAUCCAAGGUAGAGUUUUUAGCAAAGGUUUGAGCGAAGAGUUCAGCUUUAGAAAUAGAUAUGAUAACAGUGGUUGAAAUAAAAGAAGGAAAGAUGAAGAAGCAAAGUUAUUGGUGAUAUUUUUGACUAGGUGCCAGAAGUCACGAGGGGAGUUAGAUCUUGAAAAAUUUUAACACUUUCUAUUAAUGAAGGAGUUUUCGCCUAGUUAGAGAACAGACUUGGCAUGGUUCCGGGCAGAAAUAUAAAGUGCAUGAGAUUCUGGUGAUGGAAGGUUUAAGUACCUUUUGUGGGUCAUCUCUCUAUCAUGUAUAGUACGAGAACAGGCUGUGUUAGAUCAAGGUUUGGAAGAUUUAGGUCGAGAAAAAGAGUGAGGAAUGUACGCCUCCAUGCCAGACACUAUCACUAUAACUAAAUCAAUGUUGCGCCUUGUUCCGACUUAAACGAAUAUUAUCUUCAGUUGAAAAAUAAAAUAAAAUAAUGCGUCUCGUUCUGAGCAGAGAUAUAUAGAUAUAUAGAUAGAUAGAUAGAUAGAUAGAUAGAUAGAUAGAUAGAUAGAUAGAUAGAUAGAGAGAGAGAGAGAGAGAGAGAGAGAGAGAGAGAGAGAGAGAGAGAGAGAGAGAGAGAGAGAGAGAGAGAGAGAGAGAGAGAGAGAGAGAGAUUUUUGGUUAUGGUGUGCUGUGAUUUGUGAUAUAAAAAAUACGAUUGUUGUUAAAAAAUAUGAUUGUGUUGCAUGAGGCUAAAGACAGGCUGACCUUGACUGAAUUACGGGGUUACUUAAGAACAUUAGAAUAUAAGAAAAUAAGGGAAGCUGCAAGAAGCCAUCAGGCCUACACGUGGCAGUCUCUGUAUGAAAUAUGUCUACCUAUUUCCACCUAUCAUCUCCAUUCAUGAAUCUGUCUAAUCUUCUCUUAAAGCUCCCUAAUGACUCAGCACUAAUAACUUGAUUACUGAGUCCAUUGCACUCAUCUACCACUCUAUCUGAGAACCAGUUCCUUCCUAUCUCUUUUUUAAACCUAAAUUUUUCAAGCUUGAACCCGAUAUUUCUUACUCUAGCUUGGUUACUGAUCCUAAGAAUUUUGCCAACGUCCCCCUUGUUAUAACCCUUAUACCACUUCAAGACUUCUAUCAGGUCCCCUCUUAACUUACGUCUCUCUAAAAAAUGUAAAUUUAACAGCUUCAUUCUCACUUCGUAAGGAAUACUCCUCAUCCCCUGUUUCCUUUUAGUCAUUCUCCUUUGUACUGAUUCUAAUAGACAUGUAUUUGCUUCCUUCCCACACGUUUUCAUCUUCUGCACAUCUGCCAAUCUGCUAAUUUUCUCAGAGUACUCACACGAGGUUAGGCUAGUGAUGGGGCGUGCAUUCUGAAACACUUCUGCGCCGCACCACCGCUAUUUCCACAGGCUCUUGUUGAACCUUCCUACACGGGAUCUUAAGGAUGCUUUUAGGUUAUAGUGACAGAUUAACAAGAUUUCAACAUUAUUAUAAGGAGAAACAGUCUUGAGAAUCCGGCUAAUCAUCUCCGUGGUUUUUAAAAAUAGUCGUGGGAAGAGAGCGAAGCGUUUCUGAAUACAGGCCUGUGAGUAAGGUGCGGUAAGGAGGCGUCUUUUGUAACUGUAUUUUCACUGUAUCGGAUUUGUGGUGCCGUCAAUUAAUACUGUUUUGUGAUUUUUUACUAACUUUGUGUGUGUGUGUGUGUGUGUGUGUGUGUGUGUGUGUGUGUGUGUGUGUGUGUGUGUGUGUGUGUCUGUGCUGAUAAUGAUGUACAGAUAAAGAGUAAACAUGCAUGCUUAAAGAUAACGAAACAAUGGUUGGUAAAGAUAACAAAUACAAUGUCUGCCACCCUUCCUAUAUUUUGUGAAACGGCAUGACAGCUCACAGUUCACAGACACAGCCGCGUCUUGCCUCAACACGUGGUCGGACACAAGUAUUGUUCAUGUAUAUAUCCCAUGUGUACAUUCCAAGGCAUUCGGGAACUCAUGCAAGGUGUUCCACAUGUCGCAUUCCCCGCAGUAUUAUAAUUAAUCUAAUCUUACCAUUUUUUAUAUAAUACACUUUGUUAGUUACACUUUAGAUCCUUCUGACUUUACAAAUCUUACUAUUAAGAAGAUUUAUUGUAGAUAGAUAAUGCAAAUAGCUAUUCUCAUGUUACUUCAAAUCUUCAGACUUAGAUUUCCUCAAUUUACUCAUUACACUUGAUAUAAUUCUAACCCUAACAUUAUCCAUAUCAACGAACUAUGCUAUAGAUAACCCAUCAGUUCUUGCCUAAAACAUUUUCUGUUUACUUGCUCCACUUCAUAUGUACAGUAAUUCUAACUUUAGCACUCUAUGAAAGGAAAGCACUCCUCUUAUACUCUGUGGCAUAAUAAUUCACCAGUCACACCUUUCUAAAGAAUACUUUACACUUACACUUUACCUGUUUAAGUACUGACUCGUGAUUUCUAACCCUGCCACUGUAAACGUGAAACUGUUGCUUUUUUACUGUGUUCAGCAGCUCACUGAUUUUCAAGUGAUAUACGUACAGUAUUAUAUUGUUAUGGCUCACAUAGAAUGCUGUUCAAAAUGAGGAUUAACUCUGCAGGAAUUCUAACAUAACAAGAACAUAAGAACAUGAAAUAACAGAAAUUGCAAGAGGCCAUCAGGUCUACACGUGGCAGUCCCUGUAUGAAACAUAACUACCUUUUUCCACCUAUCAUCACCAUCUAUAAAUUUGUUUAAUCUUCUUUUAUAGCUCCUUAAUGAUUCAACACUAACAAUCUGAUUACUGAGUCCAUUCUAUUCGUUUGUCACUAUAUUUAAGAACCAAUUCCUUCCCAUUUGUUUUAAAUCUGUUUCAAGCUUGACGUGGAGGAAAAGACAACACGGAAACAAGAAUUGUCAGUACAUUCAUAAAUCUAGCAGAGUGCAUGAAGACUUAUCCUCUUUUCACUGUGGUCUAUCGAUUAGCCUUCUCCACUCUCUCUUGUCUAAUGCUUCCUCUCCACUGAGGUCCUUCUCUCUCAAGUCGUCCCGUAUACAGUCACCCCAUCGUCUUCGUGGUUUCCCUCUCCCUCUUACUCCUUCUACCUGUAACUCCAUCAUCCUCCUACCAACCCAUUCUUCAUCUCUCCUCAUACAGUGUCCAUACCGCUGAAGCCUUCUUUCUUGCAUCUUCUUUCCCACUUGUGUCACCUUGGCUGUCCCUCUAAUUCUCUCGUUCCUGAUCUUAUUCCUCCUCGUCACUCCCAACAUCCAUGUCACCAUUCUCAUCUCUGCCACUUUCAUCUUUUUCUUUCUUGUGUUUUCUAAACAGGCCAUAUCAAGCCACGCAUGCCAACCCUACCGACGUGACACGUGAUCAGGCGGCAGGUUUCAUAUUGUCCAUUAUGCCACAGUUCACACCAGACUUUAACUCUUUCGCUGGCAUGGUCGUCCUUCCUUAACCUUCCCAGCACUGUAAAGAUUGCUUGCAUCGAGACGCGGGAGUGAAAUGAGAAAGUGGAAGGUAAUUUUGUCUUUUUAAGCUACAAAAAUACUGAUGAGAACAUAGCACAAAAAUAGUGUCUAAAAGUUAUAAUAAUUAAAGAAGAAAAUUUGUCUAGCAAUGUACAGCUUUGGGAGCUACUGUACACAAACUUAAAAAAAACGUCGUUACACACACAGCACAAAACAAACCAAUGUUUCCUUUCACACAUAUCGGCGGCAUAUCAGUGCCGCUUCCGUUCAGUCCUGUCGAGUCAGUGAAAAAAAAAAAAAAUCAUUAAUUUGAAUUUGGGUGACGCAAUCACACAUGUCCAGCACAUUACUGUGUUUUGACUCUCCGUGUCAGUUCCAUCUCCGUUUUGAUAAGUUGAGUAUCGUCGCUACCGAUAUUUCCCAGUGUUUCACGGACGAGUCUUUUAAGUUUGUCCACAAGAAUGCAUGAUGAACUACUAAUUGAAGAGGUUCAGAAUCAUCCUAUUCCACAUGAUUUGUCACAGCCAAAGUAUAUGGACAGCAGUCUCAAACAAUGUAUUUGGAACAACUUUGUUCCAUCAUCAAUGAACUCCUUGUAGAGUGGCAAAGUCUCCUUUACUUUCUCUUCUUCCACGCCUCAUGUACCCACUUUUUUUUCGUCAGCUUCUUCCUCUUCAUCAAGAAUUAUGGCAAUUAUUUGCCAAUUCCAUGUCUGAAAACAUUGCCAUCUUGGAAAUCACGGAUUUCACGUUGUACGGAAUCACUACGGAUGUGUGUGAACAGACGUCACUGAAGCGUCACGGAUCUCAGACGCUGAGCUGCCACGGCAGUGAUACGCCACUGAUGUGUGUGAAUGAGCCUUUGCAAUGGACGUACUAAGGGCUUUCUCUCAACCUUAAAAAGUCCUCUGGUGUGCCGACAAUCUUAUAAACCAUUACAAUAAAGAUCCUCAACAGAUCAGAGGACAGUACAUUGCAGGGAAAUGACAAUGUGAGUGCAUUGCAUUACUCGACUAUUGAUCGUGACUCUGCAUUCUUCACAACUUCACACAUAUCUUCUACUUGUCUUCCAACGUGAUUUCCCCUACAGCCAUGAAUGAAAUGCAGUAGUAGGCAGUAUUACCAUGGAGAGAGAGAGAGAGAGAGAGAGAGAGAGAGAGAGAGAGAGAGAGAGAGAGAGAGAGAGAGAGAGACUUUUCGUUUACAAUACAGCUGCACACAGGAUUUUUGUAAAAUUAAACAAUUGACCAUUCCUGCCCCUCCAUUGCAACUCCUAACGAGGAGACAGAGGCUAAAUAAGUCUUAACCCUUUCACUGCUGUCUGACACACGGAUCCUUAAUGCCACACUACGGUGGGACAUUUCAUUUCUUCAGCCGCUAUUAAAGCUUCUACUGUCUAGACAUUUGAAAAUCUAAUCUUUUAAUACAAUUCCCUUUCUUGUAAGUGUUUGUAAAGAGUUUAUGCAGUGCUUUUAAUUGUGAAUUGUUGCAUAUUGCAGUGAAAGGGUUAAAAUAUGUAUAUAAAAAACAUACGUAGACAAUGGGCAAAAUACACAAUAUAAUCUGCUCUUCUGCUCUGACAUGUGAAGUGAAUGUCCAAGAUUGAAGAUUUUUUAACAGUGGCACGACACAAUAUAUAUAUAUAUAUAUAUAUAUAUAUAUAUAUAUAUAUAUAUAUAUAUAUAUAUAUAUAUAUAUAUAUAUAUAUAUAUAUAUAUAUAUAUAUAUAUAUUUUUUAUGUUCCAGCCAUAGAAUGAAGGAAGAUGUGAAUGGUGUGUGUGUGUGUGUGUGUGUGUGUCACUGUAAAAGUUACUAGUCAGCUCCCUGAAUGUGUUGCAUGUCAUAUUAUGUUUUAAGGUGUUUGAAUUUUCUCCAUUUAGUUCCUAUAUUUUGUCCACAGAUGGAAAUGAUUGAUACUACCUAGUGGAUUUGUGGUAUUGUACUUCAAAGUGUUAAAUGCUAGUCAUCUCCUCAUAUCACUACACACACACUAUAUUUGCAUUUCUCAUUAAGUUAUAAUGCUUGUUUUUUUUUUUUUUUUUUUUUUAUAUGUGUGUGUAGUAAGAGUGUGAAUGGUGUGUGUAUGACUGUGUGGAGCUGUCUGGGCCAUCCUGUGUGGGAUUGCCAUGCUGGUAUAUACAGACAGAUAGUGUGUGUGUGUGUGUGUGUGUGUGUGUGUGUUGUGAUAAUAUGUUCUACAUGUCCAUAUGAAAAAAAAAAAAAAAAAAAAAAAGAAAGAAAGAAAGAAAGAAAAUGAUUGGGUGCAAGAUACCAGCAGGGACUUGCUCAAGCUAUGUCGUGUUUUAACAUUAAUUCAGUUGUGAUUUACACGAAAUGAGAUCACAGUUGUGGAAUCCCAUCUGUGUGCCUAAUUUUGGUUAUGUGUGGGUGUGUGUGUGUGUCACCAUAAACAUGAAGACAUCAGUGUGCACAAUGCCACACGUACAAUGACAUACAUGUGACUGGUGACUGGCUACAUCUGUGACGUGUGAGUGAUGUCAACUUGUCAAGUGCAAUAAAGUUUUACACAAUAUG
Messenger RNA from Scylla paramamosain (green mud crab), 9665 nucleotides. Its product is annotated as alpha-(1,3)-fucosyltransferase 7-like. Gene Ontology annotation, molecular function: fucosyltransferase activity. NCBI's taxonomy places the organism in Eukaryota, Metazoa, Arthropoda, Malacostraca, Decapoda, Portunidae. The coding region runs from base 276 to 1850 and encodes 524 amino acids. The transcript has 4 exons. The record is from RefSeq and is a predicted model, not a curated record. Gene Ontology annotation, cellular component: membrane.